AUGUCGCACUUUCCAUACUCCAUCCUUGAGAAAGUUUUCCAGGUUGCUUUUGAAGUACAUAGAUUAGCUGAGGAGGAGGAAGGGGAAGAGGAGGAAGACGUGGAAGAGGAGGAGGAAGUGGAAGAGGAGGAGGAAGUAGAAGAGGAGGAGGAAGGGGAAGAGGAGGAGGAAGUAGAAGAGGAGGAGAAAGUGGAAGAGGAGGCGGAAGGGGAAGACAAAGAAGUGCAAGAGGAGGAAGAGGAAGGGAAAGAGGAGGAAGAGGAUGAGGAGGAGAAAGAAGGUGAAGAAGAAGGGGAAGAGAAAGAAGUGGAAGAAGAGGAAGAAUGGGAAGAGGACAAGGAUGAAGAGGAUGGAGAGGAGGUUGAGGAGGAAGAAUGGGAGGAUGUGGAAGAGUUGGAGGAUGGAGAGGAGGUUGAGGAGGAAAAAUGGGAGGAUGAGGAUGAGGAGGAAGAAUGGCAGGCUUCUGACAGUGACACCAUCUCUUCCACAUUAUUUGCCUCUUUGAAAAUCACUUUACCGUCCUUCUGCCCUUCUCCACCAUCCUCGCUCUCAUCCUGUCCUCUCUUCUGGGGCAGCCUAGAUGAGGUGGAAGCGGCGGUUUCGUGGAUGCAGAGGUUUUCCCAGAGUUACCAGAGCUCUUGCUCCCUCACUUCAUGUGGCAACUUAGAUGGAAAAUAUGGCAACCCAGAAGAAGAGAGUUUAAACACUUUGAAGUUGACAGACAAUGAUUCCUCCUGGCGAAAACUAAAAAAGCGAAAGGUGACUGAACUGGUGAAUCUCCUGAUCCUCAAAUACAGAAUGAAAGAACCUAUCAAAGAAGUGGAAAUGCUCAGCAUUGUCACAGAAGACUACAAGAAACAAUUCCCUAGCAUCCUUCAGGAAGCUUCAAAGUGCUUGGAGAUGAUUUUUGGCAUUGUUCUAAAGGAAAAUGAUCCUGUGAACAGCUCUUAUGUCCUUACCAAUGCACUGAACCUCACAUACGAUGACAACAAAGAGAAAUUGCCUAGAAAUGGCUUUCUGAUAGUUAUUCUGGGUGUGAUAUUUGUAGAGGGGAACUGUGCCUCUGAAGAAAGCAUAUGGGAAUUCCUGAAUAUGAUGGGAAUAUAUGAUGGGAAGGAACACUUCAUUUAUGGGGAGCCCAGGGAAUUUCUCACUAGAGAUUUAGUGCAGCAAAAUUAUCUGAAAUAUAGGCAGGUGCCCAAGAGUUGUCCUACAAGUUAUGUGUUCCGGUGGGGUCCAAGAGCCUCCUCUGAAACCACCAAGAUGGAAGUUCUAGAAUUUUUGGCCAAAUUUACAGGAAGGAACCCGAUUUCUUUUUCCUUUUUGUAUCAGGAGGCAUUGAGAGAUGAGGAAGACAGGGCUGGAGCCAGGAAGGGCUCCACGGAUUAG
Phodopus roborovskii (desert hamster) is the source of this 1389-nucleotide messenger RNA. Its product is annotated as melanoma-associated antigen B4. Gene Ontology annotation, cellular component: nucleus. Lineage: Eukaryota; Metazoa; Chordata; Mammalia; Rodentia; Cricetidae. The transcript has 2 exons. Bases 1 to 1389 code for a protein of 462 amino acids. Gene Ontology annotation, biological process: negative regulation of transcription by RNA polymerase II. The record is from RefSeq and is a predicted model, not a curated record.